AUGCCCACCGUGACCUCCAGUCACAGGGGAGGGACCCUAGAGGACGCGCUCCGCUGGGGCUCCCGGCGGCCCGGGCGCAGGUGGAAGCCGCGCACCGCCGAGCGUCCUGGGCGAUUUCCUCUCGGGCCACCGCGGGGCGGGCUGUCUCCGCCCCGGAGCGCGAGAGGCAGAGGGGGCCCCGCCCUUCUUGGGAACGAGCCCAGGUCAGGCGCAGGAGCCGCUACCGAAGCGGUGGAGUCCAGACCCUCAAGCUGGACUCAGCCGCUCAGGGACGGCCGCCCCAGGGUUCGCCGUAGCUCCCAGACGUCCGGGGGCGGCUCGCCGCCACGCAGCUCCGCUAGCCGGGCGCUUGACAGCUGCCCACGCCGGGAGAGCGCCUGGGUUCCGUGCGCGUUACGGCAGCCGGCUGCUGGACCGGGGCCUCUGCGCGCGCGACUUCGCCCCAGCGGCCGCGGCUCGUGGCUGGGACCGUGGACCGCCGGCUCCGUGCUCUUCCUCCGCACGCACAUCGCUGAGCCGCAGCCAGCCAUUGUGUGCUGCGGCCGCCGCGUCCCGGCCGCUGGCAAACUAGAGCCCCGUGCCGGCCGUGCCCUGGCGGGAGAGUGGGACCGGGGCACGCCUGGCCAUCGUGUCAGCGAGCUAAACUGGGUUCAGAUUAAGUCACAACAAAUAGCAGGCAUUUGGUUUUCUGUGAAGACCCUGAUUGAUCGGUCUUGCUUUGAGACAAUUGAUGAUUCUUCUCCUGAGUUUAACAACUUUGCAGCUAUUUUGGAACAGAUUCUAAGCCACCGGCUAAAAGGUCAAGUAACCUGGUUUGGUUAUGAAAGUCCUCGUAGCUUCUGGGACUACAUCAGAGUGGCUUGCCGGAAAGUUUCACAGAAUUGUAUCUGCAGCAUUGAAAAUAUGGAAAAUGUCAGUUCUUCUAGAGCUAAGGGUAGAGCCUGGAUCAGAGUAGCACUCAUGGAGAAACACUUAUCUGAGUACAUUUCUACAGCUCUGAGAGACUUCAAAACAACCAGGAGAUUUUACGAUGAUGGAGCAAUUGUCUUGGGUGAGGAAGCAAAUAUGCUAGCUGGCAUGCUGCUUGGGCUCAAUGCUAUUGAUUUCAGCUUCUGCCUGAAGGGAGAAGGUUUGGAUGGCAGCUUCCCUGCUGUAAUAGACUAUACUCCAUAUUUGAAGUUUACACAAAGUUCUGAUAGUAUCAGCAGUGAUGAGGAGGAGCUCAGGACGUUAGGAAGCAGUGGCAGUGAAAGCAGCACCCCAGAGAAUGUGGGGCCCCCCUUCAUCAUGGACGACAACAGCUGGUUCAACAAGUGUAAGAGAGUGAGACAGAAGUACCAGCUUACCCUCGAGCAGAAGGGUUAUCUUGAAGAACUCUUACGACUUCGAGAGAACCAACUGUCUGAAUCUGUCUCCCAGAAUAAAAUACUACUUCAAAGGAUUGAAGAUUCUGAUCUGGCCCAUAAAUUGGAAAAGGAGCAAUUAGAAUAUAUCAUUGUGGAACUUCAAGAUCAACUGACUGUGUUAAAGAAUAAUGAUUUAAGAUCAAGACAAGAGUUAACUGCCCACCUCACCAACCAGUGGCCUUCCCCAGGAGCUCUGGAUGCCAGUGCUGUUGCCUUGGAUACGUUGCUUUACCGAAAACACAAUAAACAGUGGUAUGAGAAAAGUUACCAAAGUCUUGACCAGUUAUCAGCAGAAGUUAGCCUUUCUCAGACCUCACUGGAUCCAGGCCAGUCACAAGAAGGAGAUGGAAAACAGGACACAUUGAAUUCAAUCAGUGAAGGUAAAGAAGAUACCCCUUCGUUACUUGGUCUCUGUGGGUCACUGACAUCAGUAGCAAGUUACAAAUCUCUAACAAGCCUAAAAUCCAAUGACUGUCUUCCAAGUCCUACAACAGAGAUAACAAGUCCAGGCCUAACUCCAUCUUGAAAAACUUUAUGGAGAGGCCUGAAGUUUCAAAAUUGUAAAUGUCCAAUUUACCUAAGUUUGGCUGCAGGGGAGAACUUCGAAGUUUUAUACAGUAUUGUUCUGGUACAUGUCUGGAAUUCUACCGCUUAGGGAAUUCAGUACUCCACAUAAACUUAUAAGGAAAGAACGUAGUAAUCCUGCCAUUUCUCACAAAAAAAAAACAACAAACUUGUAUUUCUCAUUGAGGAGGUUUUAAAUUGUAUAGGUUUUUCAAACCUUUCGGAGAUUCUCCAAAUUAAAAGUUCAUUGCAAAUUGUACAUUAUUAUUCAGCAGAUUUUUAUGUAUGUUUAUUCCAGAGACUUAAGCUACUGUUUUUUCCUCCUUUGAUGAUUAAUGUUCCAAAAGAAGGCAACUAAUUUCACUUUUUUUAUUUCCUACAUUCUGAUGUUUAAAUGCCGUACUUUCGUGUCAAGAAAAGUUCUUAGUUGCGAUUCCACAGCGCACUUUCAGUGUUCUUGUACCCACAGCCUUGUGCAUGCUGAGCAAGCACUCUACCACUGAGCUUGACUUCUGGACGCUCAGUUUUUCUUUAGCUCUUAUCAUUUCGUACCAACUGAACAUUCCACUUCACAUUUUAUACAUUUUGUAGGAAUGUGCCUUUUUAGGCAGUUACUAACUUAUUUGUAAAGGUCAUAGGGAAAGUAUUUUAUAUACUUGUCUUUGUUUUCUCAAGAUUUUCUUUAAAGAUUCUCAAUUUUAAAAUGUGAUCAGGUAGGCCUGAAAAGUUGGCACCAUUUCCAAAUAUAGAAUAACCAAUGUUAAAAAGGGGUUACAUCAGAGAGAUUCAAGUUCAAUGAAGAAUUUGAGAAGAUUUUGAACACACACAUCCAGGGUGACCACUGUACCUAACAAAUAUGUUUGAUAAACAAUGCUGUUCCUCCCCCCCCAUGUGCAACAAUGAAUCGUGACCUGUGUGUUCUGCAGCCUCUAUCGCUAUGCCAUAAUGUCAUGUUAACACGGAUGUUAAUGUUUAAAAAUCCCUACAUUUCUGCAGGUAGUUUUUUAUCUUUUUGCAAGUUUUGAGUUACAUUUGUCCCUAAAAAUUCCACCAUAUUGAAAAUGAAAAUAAAUGAAGUAUAUUUUCUAUAGUAAGUAAUAUGAAGAAAAUAUGGUUAGUUGUGCCAAAGAAAUUUUAUAUGUUUAUAUGAAGAGGCCACAAUACUUACUGGGAACUUCAUGUUAUUUUUGUUUAUUAAUAAAACAUUGCAUUCAAAUAAAGUAGCUUUGACAUACAUGAAGAAUGUUCCUCCUAAAAGUUUUUUAUAAGAGCCGAAUUUACCACAUUCAUUCUUUGUUUUAGAAAUGUAGGUGUGUGAUGGUUCUGUGUAGUAGAGCUCAGUAUCGUAACCCAGAAUAUAAAAUUGGAAGGACAGUCUUACACGGGAGACAGUCUGCCAGUCAUUUCAGCGACAGAGGAGGACGGGAAGCCCUGGAGUUGUCUUAGACAUGCCAGAGCAUUCUCAGAGCUUUCUUCUUUUUGUUUAAGGCUGUAACACUUGUAGAAAUGCAAUAUUCCUGAGAAAUGGCACCUUUAACUUUAAUCUAUUCUCAGUUCUGUACACCGCAUUAAGAAUGAGAUACCCAAAGCAGUUUUUAGUCUGCAUGGGAGGUGGAAGGCAGGCAUCAAAUGAAGAUGGGAGAGACUCUGGGAGGAUGGAGUGAGGAAAUGGAGGAGGAGGGGAACUUGGGGGACUUUGGCUGGCCCUGGGCACGACUGCUGUUUCCUAAAAAGUAUCAGGAUGUUGAAAUGACUUACUAUCCAUGAUUCAUACUCAGCUGAUACUUCCCUUAGUAAACUAAAACUGUCAAAUGUUUCCCUACAUUUUUAUAAUGUAUAAGGAAAUUCAAGAUUACUAAUUGGUAGUUUUUCAGACUUAGCUAAUGGAAACAGUAAUUUGUGCAUCUUAAUGUGCUGCCAAACGCAGAUUUGAACAUGACAUCUGAGGACCAUGACUUUUCCUUUCUUGGGAGAUUCCACUGUAAAAUUCACCUGCUGUUGUGAAAUUCCGAUUUCUACAGUUUAUUUCACACUAGUUGUAAGUAGUUUGUAAAUGUUUGCAUGAGGAAACAAUGUAUGUCUCAGUCUUUCAUUUUAGAUGGUAGUGUUUAUUUUUACAACCCCCCCCCAAAAGAAUGCUGAAAAUAUGUUGAUAUUUCCACGUGUAUUUUGUUGCCUUGAUGUACUACACUUGUUGCAUGUAUAUUAAAGAUUUUGUACCAUGAA
Messenger RNA from Chinchilla lanigera (long-tailed chinchilla), 4196 nucleotides. It is a transcript of the gene Rundc3b, whose product is annotated as RUN domain containing 3B. The record is from RefSeq and is a predicted model, not a curated record. Bases 1 to 1932 code for a protein of 643 amino acids. Lineage: Eukaryota; Metazoa; Chordata; Mammalia; Rodentia; Chinchillidae. The transcript has 13 exons.